AUGGACUCGAAAAUGAUAACCCCCCAAACUGAGAAAACCGUCGCCUCGACCGAGGAAAAUACCCGAGUAACCAUUCAAACAUUGUUCCAGUUUCUGCACGCACAGGGUCAGGGUGACUAUCUCGGCGAGCAAGUCACCCAACUAGAGCACUCGCUACAGUGUGCAUAUCUUGCUACACAGUCCCCCGAACACGGAAAUGACCCCGAGGUCAUCCUGGCUGCACUUUUGCACGAUGUUGGACGCUUCAUCCCUGCGGCGGAGAAGAUGGAGAAAAUGAUCACUCCCGACGGCCAGUAUAUUGGAAGACAAAGCCAUGAAGCUCUGGGAGAAGCUUACCUGCGCCAGAUUGGUUUCAGUGAGAAGGUGUGCAAGUUGGUUGGCGCGCAUGUGAUGGCAAAGCGCUAUUUGGUCGCGACAGAUCAAAGCUAUUAUGACGCACUGAGUGAGACCAGUAAGCGGACAUUGAAAUUCCAGGGCGGUGGAUACAAUUCCGAGCAGAUCCUGGAGGCGCAACAGGAUCCCUUGCUCGAGGCAAAACUUUCUGUUAGACGAUGGGAUGAUCUCGCGAAAAAGCCGAAUUUGAAAGUUCCUCUCUUGGAGGCCUAUGAGGAACUUGCCUAUCAAUGUCUUCUUGACUCCCGGUCGAAAGAUUUUCUACAUUAG
This is a messenger RNA of Penicillium coprophilum, 663 nucleotides long. Its product is annotated as HD domain-containing protein. The transcript has 3 exons. The record is from RefSeq and is a predicted model, not a curated record. NCBI's taxonomy places the organism in Eukaryota, Fungi, Ascomycota, Eurotiomycetes, Eurotiales, Aspergillaceae. Bases 1 to 663 code for a protein of 220 amino acids.